Oikopleura dioica is the source of this 654-nucleotide messenger RNA. NCBI's taxonomy places the organism in Eukaryota, Metazoa, Chordata, Appendicularia, Copelata, Oikopleuridae. The record is from the annotation of a GenBank genome assembly.
AUGAGCAAAGAUCUUUGUAGCUCUGAAUAUAGAGCUAAAGCUUGUAAUACUUGUGCGAUGGGCUAUCACUUCAACUCAUUAGAUCACAGAUCGAUGAUCUUCUGCAAACACCUUUUCCUCUGCUCAGGCGGUUGCCAGUUCGGAAAAGCUGUCCAAAUGUUCCCAACAUCUUCUGAUAAAUGUCUCGAGCAACAAUGUGGCAGAGAUCACAGCCCUUCAAACAAUCAGAAGCAAGCCAUCGUCGAUUCAGUACUUGACAAUAUCGCAAUAUCUGGAACAAUGAAUGACGAAGACUUGAUUCUGUCGAAAGACUACGAUGGAGUCUUGGAUGAAAUGAACCGAAAACUGUCGUACAAUGAACAGUGUCGCCUCGCUCAUACAGAGCUAACGCUGGACAAGGAUCAAAUCAAGACGAGGGUAAACUGCCGCGAACCUUCUGAAUUCUUCGCGACAUUGGCGCCAUGGUUCUUCCUCAGUGGCCUUAUCAUGCUCUUGACAGCCUCACUUUAUGCCUUUUGCGUCACUAAACAAAAAUAUGCACCGAGACGGACGGAAAACUCAACUGUCGGGUCACCUCUUAGCGAAAGAUCGCACCUUCUGAAAAACUCACAUUCGGAUGGAACUUUCUCAGACACGACGAUACCCCGCGAAUAA